Molecule: messenger RNA, 699 nt
Organism: Drosophila busckii
Lineage: Eukaryota; Metazoa; Arthropoda; Insecta; Diptera; Drosophilidae
Gene: Cpr57A
Product: adult-specific rigid cuticular protein 11.9
Exons: 3
Coding region: 74-646 (190 amino acids)
Cellular component (GO): chitin-based extracellular matrix
Molecular function (GO): structural constituent of chitin-based larval cuticle
Source: RefSeq, a predicted model, not a curated record
AGUCUGGCAAAAAACAGCAAAAGGUUUUUUAGUUACCCAACGCAGUUGAACAAAGCAACAAGUGACCGACAACAUGAAGCAGUUUCUUAUUUUGGUCGUAUGUGCAUUGAGUGCCGCCCGCGCGGAUGUCUCGCAUCUACGACUGCAUACCACACCCGAACCACGUGUGCCCGCCAAGCCUUAUGUGUUUAGCUAUCAGGCGGGCCGUGCUCCCGGUCAUGUGGAUAGACAGCACACCGAGGUGUCCGAUGGCUCUGGCGUCAUACGCGGUGCCUUUUCCUAUGUGGAUCCCAGGCAUCAAGUGCGCACCGUUCAGUAUGUGGCCGAUGAGAAUGGCUUUCAUCCUCAGCUGAGUCACAAGCUGGAGGACAGCGCUGCCGUCAAGGCCGCCAAGGAGAGACAUUUUGCAGCCUACAAUCGCAUUGCUCAAGAGCAUGCCGCCGGCCUAGCACCUGGACAAGCAGCAAUUGCAGCAGCGCCGCAUGCCAGCGCCGCGGUGGUUCGUGCCACACAGAAGCAUUUGAAUGCAUUUGAGCGCAUUGCAGCGGAACAUGCAGCAAUUGGGGCACAACAGGAGGCGCAACGCUUGGCGCUGGCUGCUCAAACUGCUCACACUGACUAUGAGAACGGCCAAUAUCAUCCUUAAAUACAAACAUUUUUGUAAAUCGAAAUUGUUUUUAUUGCACAAACAAUAUGUCA